Laccaria bicolor S238N-H82 is the source of this 627-nucleotide messenger RNA. RefSeq lists its product as uncharacterized. Bases 1 to 570 code for a protein of 189 amino acids. Lineage: Eukaryota; Fungi; Basidiomycota; Agaricomycetes; Agaricales; Hydnangiaceae. The record is from RefSeq and is a predicted model, not a curated record. The transcript has 6 exons.
AUGAGCGAUAAUUACACCGGUUCAGGAUUCCAGGGGGAUUCGGGCGACGACACUAAAGGGUCUGAUACGAGUGAAACAGCUGGCUUUGGCCAACAGCGUCGUGGCGGCCAAGGUUACCAGACGGGAGGUGAUUAUGGAGACGACUCUGGAAAUACGGGAUACCAGCAAAGUGGCGGCGACCAGUUCGGAGGUGGAGGCGAUACCUAUGGCUCGUCCGGAUACGGAGGCGGACAAAGUGGCGCAGGAGGCGGAGGAUAUACUGACGACGACUCAUCCUCCAACAUGGGACAGAGUGGCUUUGGCAAUCAGGGUGGUAUGGGAGGUCAAGGUGGAUAUGGCGGUCAAGGCCAGCGCGGAUCUGGUGGGCAAGGUCAGGGCGGAUAUGGAAACCAAAGUCAAGGUGGGGACGGGGACCAAGGGUAUGGAGGUCAAAGUGGAUAUGGGGGUGAUCAGUCCGGGUACGGAAGCCAAGGCCAAGGACAGGGCCAAAGUCAGACGGGUUCUGGUGGAGGCGGCCUCAUGGGAAAAGCAAAGCACCUUUACGAAAAGGUUCAGGGCGGAGGGAACUAAAAUGGGAACGGAGUGUCGAUGAAAAUGAUGUAUAAUCUAUUGAAUUAAUUAUUUGUC